This is a messenger RNA of Archocentrus centrarchus (flier cichlid), 1892 nucleotides long. RefSeq names its product dephospho-CoA kinase domain containing (gene dcakd). Lineage: Eukaryota; Metazoa; Chordata; Actinopteri; Cichliformes; Cichlidae. The record is from RefSeq and is a predicted model, not a curated record. Gene Ontology annotation, molecular function: ATP binding; dephospho-CoA kinase activity. Gene Ontology annotation, biological process: coenzyme A biosynthetic process.
GGACUUGUGAGGCUAAGCAACUAGGCUGUUAGCAGUGAGCAGAGUACCGUGGAAUAGUUAAGGACACCGACCAACAGCAGCGCCACAGCUCCGGCUCAUUUCUAGGCUUCGUGUUGGGCUGGAUGCGGUGAAAAUGGCGUCGUUGUUGUUUGAGCUCCUUCUGACCUGAUUAACACCUGUGCUAACGUUAGCCUGUUAGCAACCCUGGUGGUUGGUGGUGUUGUUUACCGCACCAGCCCCCGGUGCUUCCGCUCUGCCCGGACUACCACUGUGCAUCCAGCCGAUUUAAGGACACUCUCGCUCUGACAAGAUGUACCUGGUGGGACUGACAGGAGGCAUUGCCUCUGGGAAAAGCGCUGUGUCUUCAAUGCUGCGGGAGCUCGGAUGCCCUAUUAUUGAUGCUGAUGUCGUGGCCAGGAAAGUUGUUGAGCCGCACACUUGUGCCUAUUCCCGCAUCGUGCAUCACUUUGGGCCAGAGAUUCUGCUCAAGAACGGAGAGAUCGACAGGCAGAAGCUGGGCCAACUCAUCUUUGCCAACGAGGAGAAGAGGAAGCUGCUAAACUCCAUCACCCACCCAGAGAUUCAUAAAGCAAUGCUGAAAGAGAUCCUGCUCUACUUUCUCAGAGGGUACCGCUAUGUGGUGCUGGAUGUGCCGCUUCUUUUUGAAACUAGAAGGCUCACUCGCUUUUUGAACCACACUGUUGUGGUUUACUGUGACCCUGCCACUCAGCUUUCGCGCCUGAUGCAGAGGGACGGCCUGACCCAGGAGCAGGCUGAGCAGCGUGUGGCCGCACAAAUGCCGCUCAAUGAAAAGCGUGGCUUGGCCAAUCAUGUUAUUGAGAAUUCAGGCAGCCGGGAGGACACUCACCGGCAGGUCCUGCGGCUCCACAAGCUAGAGGACUCCAUGGACUUCCUCCUAGUCAGGGUCAUUGCCAUUGUUGCCACUGCAGGUUUGGGUGGGCUGCUGCUCUAUGCUGCAAAGAUACUGUUGUCCCUAACAGAGGAAAGAAAGAUUUUUUUUUCGGGGGGAGGUUAGUCCAAGAUGUGGUCAAAUUUGAGGGUGUGAAUAGAAGCGGGCAAAAGCAGGUCGGCGGUAUUGAUGCAAUUUACUGUGAAAUUAGUUUCACAGCACUACAGCACAGCCAUACGACGGGCUCUGCUGACAGUUAACAUGACUUACAUUACUGACAAAACUUGCACUGGCAAAUGUGGUUUAGUGUGAAAGACUUCUCUGUGAAAUUUAUGUUGGUUUCCCUCAGAGAGCAAAAAAAUAAUAUGAAGGCGAUACUGUCAAGGUUCAGCUGCUGUAUAGCGCCUGCAUUUUUGCUCAGUUAUGAGAGUGAUUUUUCUCAGCUGUGACAGGAGAUCAGAGCGUAAAUGCUGGUAAAUCUUAUUUCGGUGUAGCAGUGCACACACGCUAAACACAACUAACUUAAAAAAAAAAAACAAAUGUCCAGACAGAUUAUUGAAGAACUAAGAGAUUUUAUUUUGUUACACCUUUUACACCAUGUUAGAUGAUCCAAUUUUAGAAAUGUUUUGCUAUUUUAUUUUUUAAAUCUAUAGAGACAUGAAGAGAGCAAAAGAACAAGUGGAAAUCUUGAAUAUCCCUAAUAGAAGUAUAUUAAUUUAAAUCCCCUGUACUACACUAAAUGGUUAAAUAGGAAUGACGUGAUGCUUACAGAAUGUGUAAAGAUUGUGUCAUGAAGAUAUAUGAGAGAAUGUAUUUGACAAUCCAUUUUUGAUGGGAACAAUAAUAUUUCCUAUUUAUCACUGUAUUUUCUUACACUUGAAGUUGUCCUCUGUAAAUACUGAGUGUGGGAUUUUUUUUUUUCUUUGCACCUUUCAACUAAAAUACUACAUUGUAACCUUAUGCUUAACUUAAAUAAAAAUGA